Molecule: messenger RNA, 1763 nt
Organism: Puntigrus tetrazona (Sumatra barb)
Lineage: Eukaryota; Metazoa; Chordata; Actinopteri; Cypriniformes; Cyprinidae
Product: transmembrane protein 200C-like
Exons: 2
Coding region: 166-1290 (374 amino acids)
Source: RefSeq, a predicted model, not a curated record
GCAGCACGCGACCCGAUGCUCUGACCGAUGGGCGGCGCGACACCAAGCAGAGCUCCUCAGAGCUGCUUCAGCAACAUCAGGAUGAAGACGAUGACAGGCAUCCUCAGACGAGGACGGACGAACGCAGUUAGGGAUGAUUGACAGCCUCGUGACCCAAUAGGCAGGAUGAUCGCUACCGGCGGGCUGCUGAGGAUUUCCCGGCGCCAAGACUCGCUGCGAACCAAGAACCGCGCGGAGAACAAGAAGAAGCGGAAAGCCAAGAAGAAACGCAAGAACGACGUGGUGGUGGUGAAGGGCAAAGUGAAGCUGUUCUCUGUUUCCGGGCUGGUGGCAGCGCUAGGCGUUUUUAUCCUGCUAAUCGGCAUCGCGAUGGCCGUACUGGGGUACUGGCCCCGAGAAAACACCGAGAAAUUCAUCGGGCCCGUGCGACGGGUAAAAGAGGAGAACCUCACAAGCAAUAACGAGUUAGUGAUGUCAAACCAGCUGAAUAACGCCAACUCUUCGGCCGGCUUCUUCGAAGGCCUGUUCGCGACUUAUUUAUACUCGGAUAACCUCAAAGUCUUCGGACCGUUAGUGAUGGGCAUCGGGAUUUUCCUGUUCAUCUGCGCCAACGCGGUUCUCCACGAGGAUCGCGAUAAGAAAACCAAAAUCAUCAAUCUGCGCGACAUUUACUCCACGGUUAUCGACAUUCACAGUUUGCGCGCGAAAGACUGCGCGCCGUUCAACGGCCUCAUCAGCUACAUGCAAUCGAAGAGCGAUAAACCGGCGUCUCCGCGGAACUACAGGCGGCCGUCGUGCGCCAGAAAAUACAGCUUGUUUGCGAAGCGCCAGUCGUUCGCCGACGCCAUUUACAGCAUCUAUCAAGGGAACGAGGAGUCGCGCGAGUGGGAAACGCGGUCCAUCGUCACGUCGUCGGUGAACGCCUUCACGCUCCCCGUCAUCAAGCUCAACAACUGCGAGGUGCAGGAGAGCGAGGCUUCGCGGCGCAGGAGUUGCGUCGCCACCCUGGAGACCACGGCGGACGUCUCGAAGACGCGGAUGUCGCUCUCGCGCCUGUCUCUGAAUGCGCUGACCGAUCCGGGCGCCGGGCGUUUGGACGAGAAGUCGCGGCGCUUCAGCUGUCCCAGAUUGGAGCGAUCGGGCAGCAAGGGCUACAUCAAACUGGCCGAUCUCGGCGGGGAUUCGUUCGAGACGCCGGACGCAGAGAGAGCGGAGAAAGAGGCGCAAGAACUUGCUAAGAACUCGGACGCGCGUCUGCGUGAACACACUGCGUCGCUGUCUGAUUUGUAAAAAUCGUAAAAGCUAUCUUCUUACCAAGUACCUGAACGUUCUUAAAUCAAAAUGCAUUUGUUUGACGGGGGAGAAGAGAUUUUAGGCAAGAAAAGCAAUCUUAAUCGAAAGGCUAAACGAGAUACGCUUUUCAGGUUGAUUUCAAGGUAAACGUUAAUUCUUAAGUCGUUGUACCUGUCCACUGAAUGCAUCUUGAUUCGAGAACGCUUAGAGGUUUCUACUAGAAAACGAGACCAAAAGUGUUUCUCGCAGCGUAGGGCUCCAUGUAUGAUGUCUUCGAAUCCCAACGAUAUUUACAGAAUUCGUGGAAUUUGCCAAAUUUGGACAAAAUGUACGAAGAGCAGGUCGCUACACUUAAAUCGAAGCACCAUGUGGACUAGCGUCCGUUAAUGCUAAGCGGCAAAACUACGAUUUAAACCUGAAUCCUGCGUCUCUGCGUGAACGAACAGCGUUUUUAUUAAUAAAAAAAGCCA